GAAGUGAAGGAGCUGUAGGACGGAGCCAUGGGCUGUGGUGGCAGCAGGACAGAUGCCCUGGAGCCUCGUUACCUAGACAGUUGGACGAAAGAGACAGAGUCAACAUGGUUGACCAGCACGGACACAGACAUCCCACUAUCGUCCUUACAGAACAUCCCCAUUGAAAACUAUGAGAACUCAGAUAAAACCAUCAGCCCAGUUCCAGAUUUCUUCGAAGACAGCCUCCCUCCUCCCGCCCAGGCGUAUCUAAAGGUCUGUUCCUCUGUAUCUGAGGCCAGUCUGAGUGACGUGAAGCCCAGCAGCUCUCCUGCCAUAUUGGCCUCCCUGCCCAAAGAGGUGGUGACGCCUUCGUCCGGUACUACCGUUCAGCGCCGCAGUGUACUACACACAGAAGAAAUAACAAAAUGGCAGGACAAUCGGAUGUCGACCAAACAGGUGACCAUCACAGUGACACAGAGCAUCCAUCAGGUGGACAAGAACGGGAAGGUGAAGAAAUCCCUCACCAGCUACGAGGUUCUCAAACCUGUGGAGAGUCUAAAGCAGGUGGCAACUUGACCACAGGGCAGAGGAGAAGGAAGCCAAAGAAAAAACAGUAAAGUGAUGACUGUGAAUUACAUGGACUGAACUUGAACUCAUGUGUAAAACCUAAGGCAGAUUUAGCACAACUGAAAAUGUGUUUUUCAAUGGUGCCUGAUACAGUGACACUGUACGAACAGCUGCAGUUUGGUGAAAAGAUUUUCAGGAAAUGAUGGAGUUAAAAACAUUACAGCCUGUUUUAAAAAUCAUGGCAUGAAACGACUAUUUAGCACAUUCAGGUAUUUCAAGUAUUUUCAAUUUAAGAUACGAGGCAAAACUAUAGUUUACAUUAUUAUUAGUACAUUUC
Molecule: messenger RNA, 883 nt
Organism: Cynoglossus semilaevis (tongue sole)
Lineage: Eukaryota; Metazoa; Chordata; Actinopteri; Pleuronectiformes; Cynoglossidae
Gene: baalcb
Product: BAALC binder of MAP3K1 and KLF4 b
Exons: 3
Coding region: 28-555 (175 amino acids)
Cellular component (GO): cytoplasm
Source: RefSeq, a predicted model, not a curated record